Molecule: messenger RNA, 591 nt
Organism: Rotaria sp. Silwood1
Lineage: Eukaryota; Metazoa; Rotifera; Eurotatoria; Philodinida; Philodinidae
Source: the annotation of a GenBank genome assembly
AUGCGAGACCCAAUGGGUAUAUUAGGACAUUCAAUUGAAACAUAUUUAUGGGGAGAUAGUCGUUCGCGUCAUACAUUUUUAAUAGCAUGCACUGAUGAACAUCCUAUGGUAUUAAUUGAAAUCGAUGUUGGUGAUGCUGCAAAUGGUAUUCAUAAAAGUAUGAAAUUAAAUAUUAUUGAAUUAGAUGACGUACCUGAUUCAAUAUGUAAAAUUGAAUUCAUUGGUGAAACAACCUCACCAACAGCAUUCGAACAUCUUAUUCGAUCAGCACAUGAUUAUGUAAAGAAACAUCCAUAUUAUCAUGUACUAUUAAAUAAUUGUCGAACAUUUGUUGAAUAUCUUAUUGAUCAAAUACCAGAGUUUUUCACUUCUAUACCACGUAGAAAUGGUUCUAUACUUGAAUAUUAUCAUGCACAAGCUAAAGAAGAAAAUCCAGGGACAAUUAUCAGAAGUAAACAAUCUUUGAAAGAUAUAUUUGUUUUACACGAAAAAAACAGACAAUAUAAAUACGUUAGUGGAUUAGUAUUACACAUUGAAUUACCUAAAUUUGAUAAUUAUGAUGAUAUUCCAAUCAUUUAUACACGACUUUGA